This is a messenger RNA of Pseudoliparis swirei, 5993 nucleotides long. RefSeq names its product neural cell adhesion molecule 1a (gene ncam1a). Gene Ontology annotation, molecular function: cell-cell adhesion mediator activity. Gene Ontology annotation, biological process: dendrite self-avoidance; axon guidance; homophilic cell-cell adhesion. The record is from RefSeq and is a predicted model, not a curated record. NCBI's taxonomy places the organism in Eukaryota, Metazoa, Chordata, Actinopteri, Perciformes, Liparidae. Gene Ontology annotation, cellular component: plasma membrane; axon.
GCAGGGACAAGGACCACAAUUCCGUCCGGUAGCAGUUGUCGUCCCUGGAACGGCUCUCUCUCUCUCUCUCUCUCUCCUUCUCACACUCUCUCUCUCUCUACCUCAACAGAGGCACCUCGCUUGUUUUUAAAAGUGCGUCUGCUCUUCAAGGAGAAUAUCUGUGACACAUUACAAUGCUUCACAUACGGGACCUCGUCUGGGGAUUGCUAUUCGCUGGCUGUGCAGCUGCCAUCCAGGUGCAAAUCACUCCAAGUCAAGGAGAGAUCAGCGUAGGAGAGUCCAAGUUCUUCCUCUGCGAAGUGGUUGGAGAUGCAAAAGACAUUGACUGGUAUGCCCCCAGCGGGGAGAAGAUCCUCCCCAACAGGCCGGACAUCUACGUCAGCCGCAGCGAUGAAACCAUGUCCAGCCUCACCAUCUACCACGCCAACGUGGACAGCGCCGGGAUCUACAAGUGUGUGGCGAAGAGCGGGGACAAGGAGGCCCAGGCCACAGUCCGAGUUAAGAUCUUCCAAAAGAUCACCUUCGAGAGCGCUCCCACCCCACAGGAGUUCAACGAAGGCGACGAUGCCGACAUAGUCUGCGAGGUGGUCAGCUCGCCGCCGCCCACCAUCAUCUGGAAGCACAAAGGCACCAGGAUCCAGGUCUCCAAAGACGUGCGAUACAAGAUCAUGGCAAAUGGCCACCUGCAGAUCCGCGGCAUUAACAAGAUAGAUGAGGGCAUGUACAACUGUGAGGCUCGCAUCAUGGCCAGGGGAGAAAUUGACUUCAGGAUGAUCAAGGUCGUUGUUAACGUGCUGCCCACCAUCCGCGCCAGGCUGUCGGAGGUCAACGCUACAGCGGACAGCGGUCGCUCUGCUUUGCUGGCAUGCGACGCUGAUGGCUACCCUGAACCCACUGUCACCUGGACCCACAACGACGUUCUCCUUGAAACGGGUGAUAAGUACACGCUCAACGAGGAUGGUUCGGAAUUGCUAAUAAAAGGUGUCAAGAAAGUGGAUGAAGGGGAUUACACUUGCGUCGCCAAGAACAAGGCAGGAGAAAACGAGGAGGUCAGCCUGAACGUGUUCGUGAAACCCAGGAUUACCUAUCUGAGUAACAAGACCGCCUCAGAGUUUGCCGAUCAAGUCACCCUGACCUGUGAGUCCUUGGGCGACCCCACACCCACCAUCUCCUGGAGUUUCCAAAACCGGGUAUUCACUGAAGGAGAGCAGGCUUCUUGGACGCGACCCGACAAAUAUGAGAGCCUUGAUAGAAAUAUUGUGGUACGCAGCCAUGCACGGGUGUCCUCGCUCACCUUGAAAAAUGUCCUGUUCACGUACGCCGGCCAGUAUCUCUGCACCGCCAGCAACUCCAUUGGCCAGGACAACCAGCACAUGUACCUGGAGGUCCGCUAUGCUCCAAAAAUCCUGGGUCCAGUGACGGUGUACACGUGGGAGGGGAACGCGGCCAACAUCAGCUGUGAGGUGGAGGCUCACCCGGGAGCCUCGGUGGUUUGGUUUAGAGAUGGCCUCCAGCUGCCCUCUGCCAACACCACCAACAUGAAGAUCUACAGCACACCAACCAUCAGCUACCUGGAGAUUACCCCUGAUUCUCAGAAUGACUUUGGGAGCUACAACUGCACAGCAACCAAUGUGAUGGGCUCUGAGUCCAAGGAAUUCCUUCUGAUCCAAGCAGAGGUGCCAUCAUCGCCAGAAAUCAAACAAGUGGAACCUUUCUCCAGCACAGCAGUGGUGGCGUUUGAAGAACCCGACUCCAUGGGUGGAGUUCCUAUCAUCAAGUACAGAGUGGAAUGGCGUUUGCCGGGCCAGGAUUGGACUGGCAAAGAACACGACGCUAGCGACGACAUGACUGCGAUCACCAUUGUUGGCCUGAAGCCUGAGACUACCUACGAGGUCAAGAUGUCGGCCAUCAACGGCAAGGGCGAAGGCGAGAGCAGCCAGGCCAGCACUUUCAAGACCGAGCCCGUCCGGUAUUCUUUCACAAUUUCAUCAGAGACACCAACCCCUAUUGCCACCACCAGUGUGGCCAUUAGGGAACCCAGUGCCCCCAAACUACAAGUCAAGGUCCAAGAAAGGGGUAAUACUCUUAAGGUCAACUGGAUCAAGCAGGACGACGGCGGCUCCCCCAUUAAACACUACCUGGUCAGAUACAAGGCUAAGCAUGUGUCUGACUGGAAACCAGAGCUGCGCAUCCCCCACAACAGUGAGUAUGUGAUGCUGAGCGGCCUGGACUGGAAUACAGAGUACGAGGUUCACGUGGUGGCGGAGAAUCAGCAGGGCAAGUCGGAGCCUGGCGUCAUCUCCUACAGAACCGCUACGGACCCCACUACCGUCCCAGACGCCGUGGCCGGUGGCUCAGGCCUGAGCACCGGAGCUAUCGUAGGCAUCCUCAUUGUUGUGUUUUUGCUGCUGUUGGUGGCCGUGGAUGUCACCUGCUACUGCCUCAACAAGUGUGGACUCCUCAUGUGCAUUGCUGUGAACGUCUGUGGGAAGGCCGGACCGGGUGCGAAGAGCAAGGACCUUGAAGAGGGCCAGGCUGCAUUCACGAAAGAUGAGUCUAAGGAGCCAAUUGUUGAGGUGAGAACAGAGGAAGAACAAACCCCAAACCAAGGAGGGGGUCCCACUGAGCCCAACGAGACCACGCCCUUGACAGGACCUGAGCCCGCUGCUGCAGACACCACCUCCACGGUGGUAAACUUGCUCCCCUCCGCUGCCACUAACUCAGUUGCUGAGAGCUUUAGCGCGGCGCAGAGCAGUCCUGCUAGUGAGAGCACCACGCUAACCAUCAGCGCCUCGGGCCCAGCCAAAGCCGCCCCUGCCACGGCCUCCCCCCAAAACAGCCCUGCUACCCAUUCCAGUCCGCUUAAUGCUAACACCCAACCUGAGGUCGGGCCCCUGGUCGACCUGAGCGAUAUCCCAAAAGCUCCCCCCUCGUCCAACCCAGCACCCCUCGUCUCAGAGGCCGUCGGCUCUGCUAAUGCCGACGGGCCGCAGAGCCAGCGUGACACAGUCAAAGCCCCUGACGGCACCCAGAAUAAGGACUUACAAGUAGACGGCCCGGCCAAGGAUGCGCACAAUGCCCCGUGCACAGACUCGACCACACCAGCCCACAAUGACGGCAAGGCUGUGAAGGACGGUGGCACGAAAGGCGAGACGGAGGUGAAGAACGCCACGGCCGAGGUGAAGACGGUUCCCAGCGAGGCUCCCCAGACGAACGGCAACGAGAGUAGAGCGUAAUCUCCUCACCUGAGAGCAGCGGGGAGGGGAAAAGGGUGGUUGGGGGUGGUUUUUAAGGUUAAAUGGCGGGGGGGGAAGAGGGUCACGUUCACUGAAACCUUUAAAGAAAUGUCACACACCACCACCCCCAUCGCAUCAGAAAAAUAUGACCAAAAAAAAAAUUAUUCAUGGUCUCUUUCUACAAUGUCUUCUGACCAGAGAAAUGUAAAGACCUCCUUCACAUGCCUUAGUCUCUAUUACGUCGGUUUCUUUUUGCUUAUUCGUCACAGAAGAAAAAAGCGGAAUUCAUACUUGUAGUUCACCCUCUCUCUCUCUCUCUCUCUCUCUCUCUCUCUCGUAUGUUAUGUUAAUUUGAUCAACUGUUAAAUAUGGAAAGUGUUUUUUUUCUCCUGUAGAUAAUCAUGGUUGGACUGUAGCUUUACUGCCCUCAUAAUGUACACAAGACUGGUACAAUUACCGAUUCUACUAUUCUUUAUGCAGUAUGGUCAUCAGCGUGGUAAUGAAUUAUGGGUCUUUCCUCCUUUUGUUGAUAUUUUGUUGUGUUUUAAACAAUGUGCAGACGUUACUGCCUAUUUAGCAUUUUCAAUGUGUUAUUUCCAGAGAUUAGAACAUUAGCAUGCCUGUCUUUGCAAAGUUAAUGUAUUUCUGUACAUGUUGCUGUCAUUUGGUUCCUCUUUUAGAUGUUUUUUUUGUUUUUGUUUUUCAUAAACGUUUUCUCCUCGAGGUUCUGGCCGAGGAAUCCUCCAAACUAGUACAAACGGGAGCUAUUAAAGUCUAGGUUUAGGGGUUUUAACCCCGUCUCCCUAAAAACUCUGUUUAUACAGUACAUGUAUAUUAGUAAAUGGUUUUGCCGAAUACAUGAGGAAAGAAAUGAUUUUGUUACUUUGCAGGUGCGUUCAUUAAAGUUUUUAAUAUGUCGAUUAAAAAGCGGGAUCUGGACGACAUUGUUUCUUUCACAUUGUAUUUGCUGUUGCUGUAUACGAGCGUCCUAUUUAGGAGACAGGGUUUGGGGUCAGGAAAUGCUCAAAUAGUAUAUUACAGUUGUGAUCCUUUUUUUAGGGGCCACAUCUGUCCAAUUUCCCAGACUGAAUAAGUCACACCAUGUCAAGUUGGGAUGUCUUAAAAGAGAAACGCGGCCUUAUUUUAACCGAAUUUGAAGGAGACCCUAUUCCGAAAUCCACGUGUCUCACUUUCGUUCCUCACGUGACCAAAUAUGCCAGGUGUGUUCAUGUGAGUGCUGGUAAAUAAAUACAUUAUUUCAACUGAACCAAUGAGGGGGAAAAGGAUGCGACAGGAAGUAAAUUAUGCCAACUGUUUCUUCUGUAGCCAUGUAGAAAAAGUUGAUUUAAGUUAUAUGAAGAGAUUUACCAGUUACAUGGCACGCUAUUGUGUCUUGACAUGAAACUACAAGAGAGGUCAAGUUCCUCUUGGUCUUUUUUGACCUCGCAAGUCGACGAGGACCGAGUGUUUGUCUCGGUCUCUGUGGUGCUCGCGAUGAAAUGAACUAGAAAUUAGAAAUCCUCCGUCGACGUCUCAUCUCGUAAAAAAAAAACCACGUUCUGCAUCGUCAAUACAGUCGAUCGUUUUACUUUCUAUCAAUGUUAGUACACACCUUUAACUCUUCUCUCUCUCGCUCUCUCACACAAACACACACACCUCUCACCCUUUCCCCCAGGUCUCCUUUAAACAUUUUCGGAACAGCCCUUUAACUGACAGGUUUGGGGUGCUUCACAGGGACUAAAAAAAGGUCACGUGUUUUUCGAAAGCAAUUCCAGUCAGCAGGUUUGAACUGAGAAGCAGACUUUCUUCUUUUUUUUUUAAACCAGCCCUAGCGGUGAUGUUGGUCAAACUCGCUGAGAUUCGGUCUCCACUGCCCUGCAAUUGGUCUCGGAUAUCACAUUCAGCCUCCAGCUUCUUCUGUGGUUCAUAGCCAUUGUUGCCUUCUCUGUGCUAACCACUAUUGCUCAUCGCUUUUCACUGAUUGGCCAGAGAACUCUGCACCUCUUCAGUGACCAAAAACAUCCGUUUCCAUCAGCCGUCGUUUUCUCUCUUCCACCGCUUCCACCGUCCUGCAGAUGAAUCUUUUAGUAUGUGUGUGUGUGUGUGUGUGUGUGUGUGUGUUCCUGCAGUGAUGUGACAUAUAUUGUAGGUUUUAGGACAGUAUCACUUUAUUCUGGAUUCACUUGCAUCACUCUCGGCACAAGGUCUACAGGGAAUGUUCUGGAAUAUGUCUGGAAAUUAUUAAAUGAGGCCCCAAUUGACAGAUGUGUUGGGCUCGUCUCUGGCCUCUUUGCUCGACUAUUGAAAGUGUUUUAAUAUUUUGCGACACAACCCCACUAUACGCCCGCCGAGUACGAAGGUCCUUGAGGUGAGCGAAGGACUCGCAGGCGAAACUGAAUAAUGUAGAAACUUGAAAAAGGUUCUCUUCUGGUGUCCUGCUUUGGAUGUGCAAAGUUAAACAUUUGAGUCAGAGCAUUUUCUUUUUCUUUCUGUACGGUGUUCCUCGUCCCACCUUCAACUGCACGCCCGUGCACUCUAAAUGUGUGAUUCCAUUGUGUCCUUUGUCGUAGAGUUGAGCACAAAAGUUUGCUUGUGUAAAGAUGUAGUAGUGUGCGUCACAAUGGCCCAACGGCAACAUACAGAGAACAGCAGCACAUGCAGCGAACUGGAAAGACACAGUGCCUUUUGAAUAUGAAAGUGGUGGCAUGCAUUUUGUUCCUCACAGUGUGUCUGUCCAUUAAAAGUUUCACAUCUCCA